GAAAGACGCUAUGGUUCAACAUUUGUAUAUGGGACGAUCACCUCCUGUGUUCACAAAAAUGAGGGUUCUUCAUCAAACCACUGAUGACGACCACUUGGUUUUGGAGUUGGGAAUGAAUUUUCGGACUGCAGAUGAUAUGAGUGCAAUACUUGCUGUGAAAUUAAGUAAGAGAUUGGGUUUUGGAAUGCGGGCAAAGUUGCAUUUGAUGGGCAUGCAUGUUGAAGGGAAGGUCUUGGUUGGGGUAAAGUUCCUUCGUCACUGGCCUUUCCUUGGCCUUUUGAGAGUAUGCUUUGUCGAGCCACCAUAUUUUCAUAUGACAGUGAAACCUAUUUUCACUCAUGGGCUUGAUGUUACAGAACUUCCAGGGAUUGCUAGAUGGUUGGAUAAGCUUCUCGCUGUUGCGUUUGAGCAGACACUAGUUGAGGUGAAUUUCUCUAGACUUUGAUACUCCCUUGUAGUGUUUUAGUGUUUUCCUUAUUCCAUUGAGACAGUUUGGGCUCUCUUUUUGUAUUUUCUCAAAGACAUUAGCAGUUGAUUAUUUAGUUAUAUAGACUUUUGAUUCUUUUUGCAAGUAACAAAACUUUUGAUUAUUUAGUUUGGGCUCUCCUUCUUUUUAUGCUUCAUACUUCUUCCAUUCUCUCUUUCAUACACAUGCAAGUCAAAAAAAAAAAAAAAUCUAUCUAACUAGAGAAAAGGGCCUAACAGAGGCAAAGGUAAAAAAUCCUUUUCACGGCAUGAGAUGCUGCUUAGAUGCUUUAAAGCUGAUUGACUAAGACAUAUCCCUCUCACAAUAACCAUCAAAGCCAAUAUAUCUCCUCCCAAGUACAUUUUUUACAGGUUGCUUUUUUAAAUAUGUUUACCCUAAUUACUUUGUAUUCACCAAUUAUCCCUAUUUCUCUUUAUGUUUCAAUUGAGACAAUCAAAUUUAUACAAUCCAAUCAAUAUAUUAACAACGAUUUGCAUAUGUACCAUGUUGAAACCAACACCCCUGCAUUGGCACGGACAUCCAAUCUGAAUGAGGAGCUUGGCCAGGUGGAGUAUAUCUUUUCUGAUAAAACUGGAACCUUAACAAGAAAUUUGAUGGAGUUCUUUAAGUGUUCAAUUUGGGGAGAGGUCUAUGGAACUAGUCUCACGGAGAUUGAAAUUGGAGGAGAACAAAGGAGUAGCAUAAAAGUUGAUGAGGUUCAGAAAUCAUCAAAUUCAAUACAUGAUAAGGGUUUCAAUUUUGAUGAUGCUAGGCUUAUGCGAGGUGCUUGGUGGAGUGAACCUAAUCCUGACAUGUGCAAGGUAUAUGAGUUUAAUUGACAAAAAUAGAAUGAUUGUUGCUAUAUGAUAAUUCAGCACAUCAACUGGUAUUUAUUUUCUAUAUAUUUUUUUGUAGCUGUUGAAGCCAGCUCAUCUAUGGCUAUAUAUUGUAUAUUGUAUAAGAUUCAAAGUGUUGUGAUUGCUGUCAAUAUGUAGUUGAAAAAUAGUUUAAUGUAGUUUUAUUUCUGUUGGGAGCUCUUCAAAUGGCUUGUGUGUGUUGCUUACCAUUGUCUGAUUAGUUUGUAUGCUGAUACAUCCAAUUUAGACGAGGUCCAUCGAGU
Camellia sinensis is the source of this 1586-nucleotide messenger RNA. Lineage: Eukaryota; Viridiplantae; Streptophyta; Magnoliopsida; Ericales; Theaceae. The record is from RefSeq and is a predicted model, not a curated record.